Molecule: messenger RNA, 2930 nt
Organism: Protopterus annectens (West African lungfish)
Lineage: Eukaryota; Metazoa; Chordata; Ceratodontiformes; Protopteridae
Gene: STK25
Product: serine/threonine kinase 25
Biological process (GO): protein phosphorylation
Molecular function (GO): protein kinase activity; ATP binding
Source: RefSeq, a predicted model, not a curated record
AUGCACCUUGUAGACAGACUUAGCUUGAACAGUGCAAGUAGAAGCUCAGAUGGUACAUGUUUGCCUUUGACAGGGAUUAACUCCAGAGCAGAUCCAGAAGCACUGUUCACAAAGUUGGAACGAAUAGGGAAGGGCUCUUUCGGGGAGGUGUACAAGGGAAUUGAUAAUCGCACUAAGGCAGUUGUUGCCAUCAAGAUCAUUGACUUGGAAGAAGCAGAGGAUGAGAUUGAAGAUAUACAGCAAGAGAUCACUGUUCUUAGUCAGUGUGACAGUCCAUAUGUCACCAGAUAUUUUGGUUCUUAUUUAAAGAGUACCAAGUUGUGGAUUAUUAUGGAAUAUCUAGGUGGAGGAUCUGCCUUGGAUCUGUUAAAGCCAGGCCCACUGGAGGAGACGUACAUUGCAACAAUUCUUAGGGAAAUUCUGAAAGGUUUAGACUACCUGCAUUCAGAGAGAAAAAUCCAUCGAGACAUUAAAGCUGCUAAUGUACUCCUAUCUGAGAAUGGGGAUGUAAAGUUGGCUGAUUUUGGUGUCGCAGGACAGCUGACAGACACACAGAUCAAAAGAAACACAUUUGUUGGCACUCCAUUUUGGAUGGCACCAGAAGUCAUUAAACAGUCUGCUUAUGACUUUAAGGCAGAUAUCUGGUCUUUGGGUAUAACAGCCAUUGAACUAGCCAAAGGAGAGCCCCCAAACUCAGAUCUUCAUCCUAUGAGAGUUCUAUUUCUUAUCCCUAAAAACAACCCACCUACACUGGAGGGCAGCUACAGCAGACCUUUCAAAGAGUUUGUGGAAGCCUGUCUCAACAAAGACCCCCGAAAUAGACCGACAGCAAAGGAUCUCCUGAGACACAAAUUCAUUACACGUUACACUAAGAAGACAUCAUAUCUAAUAGAGCUGAUUGACCGUUACAAGCGCUGGAAAUCUGAGGGCCACAUAGACGACUCCAGCUCAGACGAUUCUGAUCCGGAAGAUGGAGAUGAAGGGGAUGUGGAACCAUGGAAUUUCCCACCAACAGUCCGUUCAACUUCGAGUUCAAUGAAAAAGCUUCAAAAUGGUGGAGCAGUGCAUCACUCUCGUAAGAACUCUGACAUGAUCAAGCGUCAGCCACGGUCUCAAUGCUUGACCACUCUUGUCGGACCAAUGUUCAGGGAGCUAAAAGACAAGCACAGACAGAAUGGAGGAAAUGUGGGUCCCAUUGAUGAGCUGGAGAAUGCAUUCAGCCUGGCGGAAGAGUCAUGCCCUGGAAUCUCAGACAAAAUGAUCUCACACAUGGUUGAGCGGGUACGACGGUUUGAAAGUAGGCCCUAAUAAAGGGGUAUUGUCUUUGAGAAGAGGAGGUGCUCAUGGAAGAGAAGAGUAUUCCUGCAAAUACUGUACUUUAGAUGGGGUACCAUAUUUCAACACAGGUUACUAGUAUGAUGAUGGGUUAAGCUGUUCAAUGCCACAGGAGUUCAGUGGCUUGACAAGCCUUCAUGCCCAUAUGACUGCUGCCUCAUGCACAUAGAGAAGACUGUAUCCAGUGCAAGGUGACUGUGCUGUGCUCAUCUUUGAGCAUGCAUUGUCAGACAUUGUACCCAUGAUACUCCAUUCUCUCUACAGAAUACAUCAGAUUGCUCUGGCAGCCAGUAAUAGAAGACUGCUCAUACCAAAUGAGGAGUAUGCUGAGUAACAAAUAAAAACAAAGUCCUGCCAGUUGUCUGCUGCACCAUCUGUUAGUGUUGGAGAAAUGUCUGAUCUAACCGUCAUUUGCUUCCUUUAAUUUAAACCAUUAUUUAAAAAUAAGUUGAUUUUGUCAUACCUGUAAAACAAAACUCUUUAGAGCUAGUCAUGGCCUUGUUUUAGUAACUAACUUCAAGGCAUUCUUCCUUCUUUAGUGCAUCCUGCCUCCCAGCAAACCCAGUUACUGAUAGCUGCUGAAGAUUAACAAGGUUCUAAAUAAUUAUCGUUCAGAUCAGCCAUACAGUGUUUUUAUUUAUAUGUUCUUGCAGCUGAGAAUUGCUGGCAUUGAAAACUGUUUUAGAUCAGUAUUUCCUUUUCAGGCAGAACAUACGAUGCAUGGAAAGUGCAGUACAGUAACAGUGCAACUCAAAUAAGCAGUUCGUAUGUAAAAUGAAAUAACCAGUAUCGCCAGAAUCGCAUAGCAUUAGUAAGUUACAGGAAAACUAAACAGUAGGCUUUGCCCUAAAAUUUUAAGGCAUGUAGCUUACACUUGUGCAUUCAGUCUCCCUUUGUAUAGUAAAAUGUGGUUGUAUGGAGACAUAUUCCCUAGGGUGUUUUUGUUUUGGUGGUAGGCAGGUCUUUAAUUCUUGACAAGUACUUGUUUUUAUUUUUAUCCAUGUACUCAGUUUUAUAUGUCUAGGUGUGCACUGAAGGCAGUAUAGUGUCUUUGAAAGUUGGAUGCCCAGUAUAAUCUGUAGUACUUGGGAACUGUGAAUCAUGAGUCACAAAACAAGUUUUGUUUAGUGGUGGAUUAGAAGCAGAAGUUCAUCAUCAUGCAUACUUUCAGCAAUCUGUUAAUGUGCCUUGUUUUCUCACUUAUCUUUUAAGUAAAUGUUUGUGGUGGGGAAGGCUGACCCAUACAUGGAUGACAUAAGAAAUAAAAUGUAUACAUUUAUUUUUAGUAUCAAACAAUGUCAGACUUUCAGGGCUCCUUCACAUUAUAACAUGUUUUUCUUUCCUAAAGUAUAUCUCCACUGCUUAUUAUUUUCUUACAAAUUGCACUACCGAUGCAGUGAUGAUUUGGGGAAUUUGUGCACUGUUUGGCACACUUUGAGAGCAAUGCAUUUAAAAUGCAAAACUACAAAAUGUUGUUUCUGUUUAGGUUUGGUUUUAGGUAUCUCUACUGUAGGGUAUAAUGAAGAAUGUAAUAAAUACUUAGGGAAGAAUCUUGUACAUUGUAUUAUUAAAGAAUAAAGGGAAGAGUUACUGUA